GCCUUUUUCCAUUAUAAGGAAAAAGUAUGAUAAGAGAUUUUGUAAAAAUUGUAUUUUUUUGUUUGUUUGUUUGUUUGUUUCUUUAUGAUUGAAUUAUGUGUUAAAACUGUAAACCAUUAUUAACCAGACAAACCUAAAGAUGUUAUUUUGCACAACAUUACCUAUUGCAGAAAAUCAAACAAAUACCUGUGACCAAGUGAUUGAAGAAAUGAAAAGGUUCCACGACAGCAGCAAUCCAAAUACUAUCGGUUGUUCAAUCUACAACAAAAAGGAGAAAAAAAUCAUAGACAGCAUUACAAUAUGUGCAAAGAAACCUGAGACUUACAAAUUUGUGCAUGUUGCCAUGGCUGUGAUUUUUAUAAAUCUAAGCAUGGUGCCAGAUGGUCAUGUACCAAUCAACACUUCAAAGCUAUUAAAUGAUACUAAAGCACCACAUAUAUGGAUCCCAGUGGAGCCUUUCAAAAAUGUCCCAGAAGAGGAGCGGAAACUUGGUGUAGUUGUCUACGAUUUUGAUGAGCAAUUCACUUGUGAGCAUAGAAGCCUGAUUAUAACAUCUAAAGUCGUACGGAUUGAAGUUCCUGGGCAUGACUUUGUGAAUUUGAACGAUCGACUUAUAAUACAGUUCCCAGUCAAUAAGACAACUAAAAAUGGCAGUUCCUGUGAAUUCUAUGAUGAAAACAGUACAGAAAACACCUGGAAAACUGAUGGGUGUUCUACCAAACAGAUCAGUGAUAAUGUUGUGAAUUGUUCCUGUAAUCAUAUGACUCCAUUUGCUGUGCUUAUGGUUAAUAUGAAUAACAUUGAUGAACAACAGUGGGAAAUCAUGUCAUACAUCAGCUAUGUAGGCUGCAGUCUGUCUGCCGUCUUUUCUGCUGUUUCCAUAUUGUCCUAUAUUGUCAACAGUAAUGCCAGGAAAGAAGUGUCCAGACGCAUCCAUGUGUCUCUGAGUGCUGCUCUGAUUCUCCUCAACAUCAGCUUCAUGCUCAGUGAAUGGGCCGCCACACUGAAAAUGAAUGAAGUUUGUGUGUUUAUUGCUGUGACGAUACACUACAGUCUGUUGUGUUGUUUCACCUGGAUGGCCAUUGAAGCUCUGCACCUCUAUCUUCUUCUGGUCAGAGUCUUCAACAUUCACAUCAAGCAUUACAUGGUCAAGCUCUCUCUGAUUGGAUGGGGAGUCCCGGCUCUUCUUGUUGGAUGCUUGCUAUCAGUUCAGAGCACUCGAUCUGUGUAUGGUACCCAAAAUGUCACAUUAACAGAUACCAAUAAAACAAAUGCAGUCUGCUGGACAACAGAUGCUGUCAUCCCUUAUGUGAACAUUUCCUACUUUAUCCUUGUGUUCCUGUUCAACACCGUAAUCCUGAUCCUAGUGUCCAGAUUAAUCUUUAGGCUACGAAAAUCAGACAACGGACCUAAGAGCAAAACCGCUUGCAAGAAUGCAGGCACAGUUCUUGGUUUAAUGUGUCUGAUGGGUACCACGUGGGGUUUGGCCUUUUUCACCAUGGGAUAUACAAACUAUCCUAUUCUCUACCUCUUCUGCAUCUUCAACUCAGCACAAGGGUUUUACAUCUUUCUGUGGAUGUGUCUGAAAGGGAGGACUAAAAAACAGCAAGAAAAUAUGAGGACUGCUAUCAGUGACGUCAAUAAACAAAACUAACCUUAAAUCACUUUGAAAUCAACAGAUUGUAUGUUGCAGCAAAACCAAAGUGGUAUACAGUAAAUGUUUUAAAUAUAGUUUAAUUAUUUACUUUAUGGUUUAUAAUAGUUUCAUUGAAGUUUAAAAAAACAACAACACUUUAUUCAUUUUUAAGUAAGCGUACUGUUUAAAUGAAUGAAAUUUAAGUGAAGUUUUAAAUUAAAUGCUUGGACAUACAAUAUUGUAUACAUGUUUUAUUUAUACUCUUUAUUCAAUAUUAUACAACAGGGCUGCAUUCAGCCCCGUCAAACUUAGCACAACGUUUUUUAAACAAAAACGGUGAUGUGUUGAACACCCUGUUCUGAUGACGCAAAAGUUGCAACUACGGUAAAUUGCCAAAUUGCGUCCUAUGCUGUCACUCCUGGUGGCUGAAAAGUUGGUCAAUAUCUUUGUGUUUUCUUGCAUUGAUUAUUGUAAUGCUUUGCUGGUUGGGGUCUCAAACGCUCCCCUAAAUAAAUUGCAGCUCGUUCAAAAUUCAACCGCCCAAAUCCUGACAGGAACCAGGACGGGGACCACAUCACUCUUUUAACUUAUUUUGAUAGUAUGUUCUUAUUUGGUGUGUUUUUAUUUCCUACUUAUUUGAAUGCAUUGUUUGUAUAAUAGUAUGUUUCCUUUUUCUUCUGUGAAUCACUUUGAGAUGCUAUUUUUAAAGGCGCUAUAGAAAAUAAAGUUUAUUAUUAUUAUUAGGGAUACACCGAAAUGAAAAUUCUUGGCCGAAACCGAAAAAAAGGAAACCAAGGCCGAAAAACCGAAACCGAAACACCGAAAUAAAUUAUUAUGCCAAUUAUUAGUACAAUUGCAUUUAUGGCUAUCACUGUGUACUAACUUUACUAGGGGUGUGUGACGAAUAAAAAAAAACUCACAGUUCGGAUCACAUUACAGUUUUUGAGGCACAGAUCAGAUUAUUUUUCGGAUCAGCAAAAAGGUGGGAAAAAUCUAAUAAACAAUAAAGAAAUUGCAAACAUUUAUAAAAAAGAACAAAGUUGUACAUUAAUAAGGUCUGAAAUUAGCAUUUUAACACAACUGAAUGCUAUUUUCACAUAUUAUCUGUUCUGUUGUCAGACAUAUAGUGGCGUUUUCCCAGACAGGGAUUAGACUAGUCCUAGACUAAAAUAAAUAUAAGAGCUGUCCAAACUGAAAACAUCUUGCACUGACAUAUCUUUAAAUACAUCAGUGCCUUUAGUUUGUCCUCAAAAUGCAUGUUUUUAGUAAGGCAUGUUUGUUUAAACUAAUUAUAUUUCCUAAUUAAACUAAGGUCUAGUUCUGGCUUAAGCUAUUCUCUGUCCAGGAAACCACCCCAAAGACUAUUAAAAUAGUGACUAAACAUGACCCAAUAACCUUGUGUUUAAUCCAACCAGCUGUUACUUUAACUACUAAGUUACUAAAAUCUUGAUUUAUAAACGAGACAUCGCAGACAAUUCGGCGCAAAUUACAAAAUUGCCAUUACACAGAGUUACUACAGAAGGCAUGCGCGGGCAUAGGAGAGAGAGAGCUCGCGCACAAGCACACAGAGAACCAGUGUGUGUGGGAAAACACUGCUAACCUUUCAUGAUAAACUCGAAUCAGUCGUCUUCUUUGUCAGUAACAUCUGACGUUUACGCGAAAAUGCAAGUACACAGAGGAAUCCGCAUGGAAAACACAGCCAACUUUUAAUUCUUUCACUCAGUGUCAUGUAUGAGAGGCGCUGUCUAGGGGCUUCACGCACAGAGAGAGAGAGAGAGAGAGAGAGAGAGAGAGAGAGAGAGAGAGAGAGAGAGAGAGAGAGAGAGAGAGUGCACAAGAGAGGCACCACCGAGCGCUCACAACAAUAAAUGAAGCCGUUUUAAAUGAAAACAAAAAUGUAAAUGUUGCGACCAUUGUUGAUUUUGUGGCGCACACAAACAAAUAAAUGUAUGGAUAACACUGCCAGGAGCAGAAGCCGCCAUUACGCGAGAUUAAUGUAAACAGCGUGACGCGUCGCGUAGUCGACGUAAUCGAUGACGUCGACGCGUCGUUGCAGCACUAUUGAGCACGAAGGGGAGGGGUGGGAAACGACUGAUCACCGUGAGUGAAACCCAAGCGCUAGCGCGGUUGACAUUCAUUUUCGGUUUACAUUUUCGGCUGGAUUUU
Misgurnus anguillicaudatus (oriental weatherfish) is the source of this 3802-nucleotide messenger RNA. The record is from RefSeq and is a predicted model, not a curated record. NCBI's taxonomy places the organism in Eukaryota, Metazoa, Chordata, Actinopteri, Cypriniformes, Cobitidae.